AUGUACAAAAGCCUAUUGGAACGGGGUCCGGUCGUCCUCGGAGGAUUUUUGCUGGUAUUGAUUGCAUUCUGCGUCUGCAAAUCCAUCUACCGGGUGUACUUCCACCCGCUGUCCCACGUCCCCGGACCAAAGCUCGCCGCCGCCACAUCGUUAUGGCUGGCCUACCACACCUUUAUCGGAGACGAAUGCACCACUGUCUCUGAACUACACAAGCGAUAUGGCCCUGUGCUCCGUGUCGCCCCCAACGACAUUGACAUUGCCGACGGGGAAGCCAUCGAGCCGAUAUAUCUCGCUCAUGGUGGGUUUCCCAAGACACGGGCGUACUCUAAAUUCGACAUCGACGGCCAUACGACCAUAUUCUCCUCGUUGACGCUGUCCGAACGGGCCACUCGCGCCAAAGCCGUCGCCCCGCUGUUUUCGACCGCGUCGAUCCGCCAGUCUGAGCAGGCGCUCGGGGUCGUGUUCGAUGACUUUGUCGCUCGGACGCGGCGGGAGGCGCAGACUGGGCGUCCGGUUAAUGUGCUUAAUGCCACGCGGUGCAUGGCUAUCGACGCGGUCAGCAUGUACUUGUUCCAGAAGCGGUACGGCGCUAUCGACGAGGGUUCGAAGACCAUGUCCGCGUCGCCGUUUGUAGAUGCGUACGUGGGCGUCGGGGCGUUCUUCAACCUCGCACAUGGCAAGAUCAGCGACGCCCUGAUGAGAUUUAUUGAUCGCUGGAAUACGACGCAGGCGACGGAGACGGCGUUUCAGUUGAUGGAUGCUUAUACAAGUCAGCUCGUGAAGACGGCAGUCCCGAAAAGUGGCAGCUACCAGAGCCGUCUCUUGGAGAGGGAGAUCUCCGAGGAGUUGUCGCAAAUCGAGCUCAAAGACGUGUGUUUUGCGGGCACAGAUUCGACGGGUAUGAAUAUGGCGACGAUCAUGUGGAAUCUUGCAAAGCACCCUGACGUAUAUGCCCGUCUCCGACAAGAACUUCAAGACAGUGCAGCACGCGACGAAGACUUGACAUCAUGUGCUUACCUCCGCGGUGUUGUCAGGGAGGCGCUCCGACUAUCGUGGGCAAACCCGACGCGUCUUCCCCGGGCCGUGCCCUCCGGAGGUUGGAGGUUCAAGGACUACUUCUUUCCGGCUGGAACGAGUGUCGGAGUGGCCGGUUUCCAGCUACAUCAGGAUGAAGAGGUAUUCCCAGAGGCGCAACGGUUCAGACCUGAGCGAUGGCUGCAGCCUACGGAUGCGAUGCUCAACAAUUUCUUUGCGUUCGGAAAGGGUACAAGAGCAUGCAUUGCACAGAAUUUGGGGACGGCUGAGCUCGUCUGGGCAACUAUCAAGGUCGUUCAGGCGGAUUUGCUGCGAGGGGCUAGGAUUGUUGACAAAGAGAUCCAGAUACUGGAGUGGUUUAAUUCGAGGGUGAAAGGGGAGAAGAUCUUGAUCCAGUUUGAUGUUCAGAGUUAG
Molecule: messenger RNA, 1449 nt
Organism: Aspergillus terreus NIH2624
Lineage: Eukaryota; Fungi; Ascomycota; Eurotiomycetes; Eurotiales; Aspergillaceae
Product: cytochrome P450
Exons: 3
Coding region: 1-1449 (482 amino acids)
Molecular function (GO): oxidoreductase activity, acting on paired donors, with incorporation or reduction of molecular oxygen; heme binding; iron ion binding
Source: RefSeq, a predicted model, not a curated record